GAGAUGCCCCAGUCUUGGCAUCAUGUGAUCCGAGAUCCGCCUUAUCAAUCAACUUCAGACGACAUCAUUUCCGACAAAGAGCCAUGAAGCAUUGAAGUCUUGUUUUGUUUCAGGUUUUGCAUAUUUAUAUCCUCAAUAUGUCUUACUCUUGCGAGGAAGAUCCUCUUCUUCCGAGAGACAAGAGAUCUCCUGAGAUCCAUGGAUCCCGACCUGAGAGUAUCAAUGACGACCAUGCCAAGAACGAGCCUGUGCAGGAGGAUAGACGAGCCAGAAGGUCUCUCUGGAAUGAUAUAGGAGCUAUAAUCUUGGCAUUGUGUAUAUGCUCCAGCUUCAUCAUGAUAGUCAUGCAUUCAGAUUUACUUGGUGAUGAUAGACCUGUUCCCAAGACCAUCAGCCAACGAGUCAAUCGAAUUCUGGAAGACACCCCACUUAUUGAUGGCCACAAUGAUCUUGCCAUUCUCAUCAGAUUUCUGUUCAACAACCAAAUAUAUGGAGAUGAUUUCAAGAAACCAUUCGAAGAGGGUGGGAUGCUAGCUCAUGUUGAUCUUCCUCGGCUACGGGAAGGCAAGAAUGGAGGUGCAUUCUGGAGUGCAUAUGUUCCAUGUCCCAAAAAUGGAUCAGAUUUCUCAGACGAGAACUAUGCUGAAUCCGUCGCCUUCACAUACUCCCAAAUCGACCUCCUCACUCGCCUCCAAGCCGCCUAUCCCUCAACCUUCUCCCAACCCCCCAACAGCAGCACCGCCCUCUCUUUCUUCAAAUCCGGCCAUCUCAUCUCUCCCCUCGGCAUUGAAGGUCUCCACCAAAUCGGCAACUCCCUCUCCAACCUGCGCCACUACUAUUCCCUCGGCGUUCGCUACUCAACCCUGACUCACAACUGCCACAACGCCUACGCGGACGCCGCACUCCUCGAACUCCCCUCCGGCGGAGGCGUUGAGAUCGCAAAACCAAAAUGGGGCGGCGUCUCACCCGCAGGCAGAGACUUAAUACAUGAGAUGAACCGCCUAGGCAUGAUCGUCGACCUCGCACACGUUAGUCAAGAUACCAUGCGCGAUGUGCUCGGAAGUGGGAAGUCAGACGAUUGGGAAGGCAGCGCGGCACCGAUUAUGUUCAGCCACUCUUCCGCUUACGCCAUAUGUCCGCAUCCUCGUAAUGUACCGGACGAUGUUCUCCAGAUGGUGAAGAAGAAAAACAGUAUCGUGAUGGUGAAUUUCUCACCGGAUUUCGUCUCCUGCGUGACCAACUCCUCUGAUCCCUCCGGGAUGCCCGAGUUCUAUCCUGCAAAUUCAACACUUGCGCAUGUGGUGGAUCAUAUUGUACAUAUUGGGGGUUUGAUUGGGUAUGACCAUGUUGGGCUGGGGAGCGACUUUGAUGGCAUCCCUACUACGCCGGAGGGAUUGGAUGAUGUGAGUAAGUUCCCAGAUCUAGUUGCGGAGAUGUUGAGGAGGGGAGUAAGUGAUGAGGAUGCGGGGAAGGUGGUGGGUGGGAAUAUUCUGAGGGUGUGGAAGGAUGUUGAUGCUGUUGCGCUGGAGAUGCAGAGGAAGGGAGUGAAGCCUGUGGAAGACAAGUUGCCAAGUCUGCACUGGGCCGAGGCAGUAUUCUGAUGUAUGAGGAAGGGCAGAGUUGUUUGAAUUUCAUUUUCUGCUAGACAGUAUGUACAAAAUUUGAGGUAUUUGUUAAUUAGCGAAGUGUCGGUUCAUUUGUAAUCCAAUUAACAGACCUCUGACCGGAUUUGGCAAAGCUGGGAUCUGAUCUUUGUUCGACACCCCUGCCCCCUAACCGAG
Molecule: messenger RNA, 1781 nt
Organism: Cadophora gregata
Lineage: Eukaryota; Fungi; Ascomycota; Leotiomycetes; Helotiales; Ploettnerulaceae
Exons: 3
Coding region: 138-1601 (487 amino acids)
Biological process (GO): proteolysis
Molecular function (GO): metallodipeptidase activity
Source: RefSeq, a predicted model, not a curated record